AUUGACUGUUUGCAUAUAUUGAAUUCGUAAAUUAUUUUUGUGCGUAAGCCGAAUCUCCGCAUUGCAUUGGCGUUUUGUACAACUACACUACUUCUUUUAUUUCUGUAUUGAUACUUUGCCCUUGAGGAAUUAGCCCAAAUGAAAAUAUUUUCCAGGAUGUUGAUGGUUGUCGCAUUAUUGUUUUGUUUGUUAGAAUGUAAACAUCACCGUACAGAUACUUUUCGAUUUUUGGACUGCACCAAAGUAAAGGCAAUUUGAAAAAGUACGUUAUCUAUCGUCGGAGAUCCUUGAAACGGACCAGAGGAACGGACUUUGAAAUAUCACUUUUCAUCAAGUCGUCUGUGUGGCAUAAAAGAUUUUAUGUAAUUGAAAAAUUUAUGUCGAAUGCCCCAAGAUUUUAAAAAAUUUAAGACGCCAUGUGUACUUGUCAAAGGCGAUUGAAAGAAUUGUAACAUAAUUUCCUUCAGAAAUAGCUUUUGUGUGAAACAAUCAAUGUGUGAUAGUAAAUUACGUCGAUAUGAAAAAAUGUAUGAUGGGUUGAUAAGUAUGCCCGCUUUCCAUUCUUUGAAACACACACAUCUUUGCGUUGAAUGAGUGAGUUUUCCAAUAUGAUGCCAGGAAACUAGAUUCUUCCACAAGCCAAAGUUGUGUUCCAACUGUUCAAGUCUCCAAUAGCAAUCAAUGAAGUUGAGGACAAGCUACAAAGUUUUUGCUGACAGGAGUAUUGCAAAAGCGGAAUAUAAAGCGAGAGCACAAUAGAUUUUAUGUUCAAGUUUAUUUGGACGGAUAUGGUUUGUACACUUGAUUUUCCAUUGUUGCGUCUACAAGGGAUGUUGUAUUCAAUGAGUAUACCAACUUUAGAUAUGAAAUCUCGUUUCACUGAAAUUGUAAGAAAAUCCUUGGACGUUUCUUUGAAAAAUUUUAAAGACUUAUUUUGAUUGUAUUACCAUGUCGAGUCUGGCGAUUAAGUCGACAUGCAAUCGUCGCUAUCACAGAUGCCGUUGCUAUAUUUACUCGAAGAGUCAUACAGUUCAUCAAUUCAGAAAUCAAGAUUCUAGUGAUUGUGUUUGUUGUUUUUAUUUGUUUGUGUUUAUUUUGAUGAAGUUGGGCUGAGCGGAGCAGAAUUAUGUUUUAGAGUUAAUGCUUUGAUGGUGUUGAAAGCAGCCAUUUUUUUGAUAUUGAUUUAGUUUGAUUGAAUAAAAAUUAGGUUUGGCUUGGUUUUCUCAGUAAUGUUGUUCGGUGUGUGGUCAAUUGCAGUUGACUGCCUUUUUUGUGAGCGUUAUGACACAAACGCAAUAAGUGUAGCGAUUGACAUAGAGAUUAAAGCGUUUAGUUCUUGAUACCUGCGGAGAUCUUUACUUACGUUGCAGUGACUUUCAGUUUUAAUUUUAGUAUAUCCUAUAUUUGUAAAUUUCAAAGGCAAUUUUUGCCUGAAGUCGAGUGACGAACAUUCGCCAGGUUUAUGCGGAGGUAGUUUGCAAGUAGCAGAACUUAGAUCGCUUUACAUUAUUAUUUAACCAGGCAUGUUAGACGACCUUACGUACACUGAAUGCUAAAAAGUAUAAAUAAGUGUUUUCCAUAAACUCGAGGUUAAAUUUUAUUCCCUUCUAUACUUUUCUAAAGAAUUUUCUCUCCAUACUUUGAUAGACGUCAUUACGAUAUUUUCAAUAUUAUUACAUAAAUAUAAUAUUUUCAAUAUUAUUACAAAUUAUACAAAUCACACGAUACAAAUCAAUAAUGAUAUCAUUUAAAUUUACCUAAAAACUUUAUCAUCAAAAUAAAAGGGUAAUAUUCCCACACUAUGUAUUUAAAUAUAAAGCAUAAAAUAUUAAUAUCAUUAAAAAUGUUGGUCUUUCAACAAACUUUACACAACUUUACAACAAACAGUAUUAAACAAAGAACGUUGCUGUUAUUAGAAGAUCGUAUGUAUUAGCCUCUGCAACACGCAAAAAAGUGUUUCUUUGUCAUGUUUUGGUACAAAAGGAAAAGAAAUAGGAUAACAACGUUCAUAGAAAAUGUCAGACAUAUAUUGAAACUUUAAGAAAAACUAUUCGUUUUUAAGAAAUGUUUGAAAAUGCCACUACCAAACCCAUUCUAGUAAUACAUCUGUAAUUUUUUAUAUAAAAACAAAAAAAACGCAUUUAACUUUUAUACUCAUAUCUAAUGAAAUACGGCGGCGAAGAUUUUACCAAGUAAGAAUGUUACAUUGUACUACAUACCUAUAGUAAAGUGAAUAUAAAUAUAUUGGUUCCAGCGUCAUUGGGAAAUAUUUGAAUGAAAAUGUUUAACUUUCUACCAAACAAGCAAUCGUUUCCUAAUAUAUAAGGUUUAACUUAACUUAACGGAAAUCACUCGACUUUGGCUCACUAAGGCGUCUUAUUUCAAAGAUAUUGUAUGAAUUUAAAACGAAAAGGAUGAAAAUUAUUGGAAUUAUGCUGCUUGCCAUUUUGGCAAAUUGUCUUGGGAAAAACCCUUCACUUUCUAAGCAUGCUAUACGAUUAUAUUCGGAAAAUAAAAGUUUCUAGCCAUUUCGAAUCCAUCACCUCUACAACUUUUUUUUGACCAUUAUUGCCUAUUUGGGCGGCCAUUUAGAAAAAAAAAAUUUUGAAAAUUUUGCAGCCCAUUUGCCCAUUCUAACAUAAUAAACUUUUAUCAGCUCCUCUUCUUUACGUAAAUAGUAAAACUCUUAAUUAAAUGCGUAUAUAUGCACGAUUAUCUAUCGUAUACGUUUAUCCGAUUUGUAGUUCAUGCGUUUCGCUUUACUUUGAGCCAUUAUGUGCCGUAGUUUUAAUCUGUAUCUCUGUAUGUACUUACUGUUUUUCUGUAAAGUCUUCAUUACUUCUAAUUCCGAUAUAUUUAAGUUAUCAAUACUGUGCGUUACUCAUCAUUGUUUUGUUUAAUCUUACUAUCCGAGCUUAAUAAUGGUUGGGAAACGAGCUACUAACGACAGUCUUCACGAGUUUCUUCCUAUUAUCGCAGCAAAAAUUAAAUCAAGUACGAGUCGCAUGUUAAUAGUUGUGCACAUAUAACAGAUUCUGCAUCUAUGUUGAUCAGCGACAUCUAUUGGUGAAGAUGAUAAAGUAAUGUAUCAAUGUAGGCAACGGUUAGAUUUGAUCAUUUUGAUCUUUCUCUACAUAAAAUAACAGUUUUCUAUUUAGCAUUAUCGAGCUAUUCAGUGUUAUUCAGACCCUAAUCGUAAGAUGUACAAAAUUGAUUUCGACAUUCAUUACUUUUGUUGUUUGAAAAAAUCUGCGGCCGAAGCUCAAUCAAACGCAUUUAGAAGUUUAUGGUGAUGGUAUUCCAUCGUGUUCCAAUUGUCAACUUAGGUUUCAAUGGAAGAAAGAAUAAAAGAAGUGAUUUUUUUAUGCCAACGACUAAGAACAGCCUGGAGGAUUAAAAAAGCGCAAAGAUAAUGAAUUGCCUGACAUCUUGAACGAAAACACUCAAAGUACUUUCGAGCAGUUAAACAAUCAAUGAACCAACUGCUUCUAGACGUUUGCAAGCGAUAGAAACGUUCAAAAGGAAGAAAAAUGGCUACCACUCGAAUUGACGACAGAGAUCGAACCAUUUCAACAUUGCGUUUCAUUACUUGCCAGGCCAAAGAAGACCAGUUUCCUGUAGUGAAUUGUGACUUGCGUUGAAAUAUGGGGCUGCUACGAUAAUCCUAAAAGCAAAAAAUUAUAGGUUAUGCCAGGAGAGCUGUCCACAUCCACAUCGAAGCGGAAUAUUCGUGACCAUAAAGUUUUCCUCAGCAGGUACAGUGUAUUACGAGCGGCUAAAACCGAAUGAAACUGUUGCUGCAGAUGUUUAUCGGCAUCAAUAGAACAAAUUGAACGAUGUAUUGUUGCAAAAAAAACAGCAAUAGCGGCUUACAGACGCAAAGACGUCGCUUUGCAUGGCAACGCUCGGCCUUAUGUUGCAAAAGUUGUUGAAUCAAUACCGUUUUUAGAGACAGUACCGCCAGAAAGACGGAAAAAAUUGUAGAAAAUAAUGAAAUAUAUUUUGAUUAAUGUACGUUAUACCAACUUAUUUCAAUGAACGCCUCUUUAAAAUGAAAAAAACGAUCAAAAUCCCUGCAACCACCUAUUUAAUUUAAUAAAUAAUUGUAACACUCGAGUGAAGAAAAAGGAACUAAAGUUUUUUAUAUUAAGUAAACGGCAAUUUCUUCUUCGAAGUGAUUUAAAGGGUUUCAACGGUAUAAAUAUUUCAUGUCUAUGUAUUAUACUUUAUGUGCAUACAUACGCCCUUGCUUGUUUGUUAAUAUACUACUUUUAGGCAAGUUCGGACGAUUUCGAUGUUGCAGAAUCAUAUAAUAAUAAUUCGCUCUGCUUAGUUUAACUAUAUUGAAAAUAUAAUAAGUUUAUGAUGUCUGGCAAAAUACGGGCGAAAAAUUGAUGAAUGAAACAUAAAAAAACCAACUUGACCUUAACCGCGUGCGAAUAUGUUUUCCAAAUUUUAAAAGUUAUCGUUGCUGUCAAUACUAUAUUGUCGAUAACUAUCAAUACAUUAUACGGCUGCAGAAUGAUACAAUGUAAAAGUGACUUCGAUUAAACAGCCGAAUUCAAACUAUAUUAACAAAAAUUCCAUUUAAUGAUGAUAUUUAGGAUUCCUAGGACAUGCAUCCAUUUUCCAAUGCGCUUUUUUAAUCUUAAGACAAGCUUGAGCAGGUACGUUUAGACGCUUGCCUAAUCCAACGGAUAUACUUUUCAACUGCCGAAGAACGGUUUCGAGUGUUUUUGUUGAAUUUUGGAUAAUAUAGGUUUCAAACUGUAUACUCACGAGCAUCGAUUGAAACUGUAAAGAACGGUUAUACAUUAAGUGGAUACCCGGAUCUGUAAUGAUUUUUGUUUUAUGUUAAGACGAAAAUUUAACGCAAUAAGGUUUUAUCGUAGAACAAAAUCCAUUAACUCACUAAAAUAGUUCUUAUCCUGAUAAACACCUUAACUAAGACUCUCCAAAUAACUCUAAUCUUAUCUUCCUCUAGCUUUUAAAACAGGUGAUGAGUUUAGUUAUAAGAUCUAUGAUUCUUAUAGCCGUCUUUUAGAAACUAAAUAAUACCUUUAACCUAACACCUCUUAUUUGAGAGGGUAACAUCUGUGUAUUAUGAAGACUUGUUUAUGCAAUUUUAUUAAUUAUUUUUUGCUGUGAGUACUUUUCUAUUUCAUAGUAAAUGUUCUGCGGUCAGGUGACAGAAUAAUUUACAACUCUAUUUAGUGAUUAAACUUCAAUAGACUGCGUAAAAGGCAUAAUAACAGAAUAGCAGCAAUCGGACAAGAUGAAAAUAGAAUUGAAUCACUUUGUGUAUCCAAUAAAAAGAGAAUUUCGCCGGAAAAACUGUGGUUUCGAUCAUACGCCUGCAAAAGAUUUUGUGAAGUCUCAAUGGCAAAAUCGCAGCAACAGUAUCGCGUAUUUAAUAUAUCGUUGGAUUUUGGUCGCGUUCUUUAUGGCGACAUUAAUAGUGUCAAUGAUGGAGGCAGCUAAUAAUUCAGCUCUUCUAUUGUUAUUCAUUUAUUUUACCACUUGGAGCGUUAUACAAUGCUUGCUAACAAAUUCAAUUGCUGCUGUCCUGACAACUAUUUGGCAUCUUCAACCUGAAUAUGCGGAUGCCAGUGCAACUCAAGACACCGGCAACGAAUCAGACAACGAAUGGAAUCGUACGCAGAACCAAAACAAUACGAAUGCGCGGUAUGGUUCUUCAAAUGUCAGUCUUAUCGAUAUGCAAGGUGUUGGAAAAAUAAAAUUCGAUCCGCCCAAGGUACCAGUGAUAUUUGUUUUAGGCGGACCCGGUAGUGGCAAAGUGACUCACUGUGAUACAUUCAUGCAAGAACGUCGCGGUAUAACGCACAUUAAUAUGAUGGAUUUGUUGCAACAGUACGCAAUAGGAAACGAUAUGCAGGACUUUUCACAUUUGUCAUCAAAAACGGUAACAGAAGUGCUAAUGUUGGAAAUGAAAAUGGCGCCAGCUGCCAAAGCCUACUUAAUUUCAGGAUAUCCACGUUCAAUGCGUGAUGUUGUUGAAUAUUCUGAGAAGAUUCAAGUUGUUAAUGGUGUUAUAAUUAUAUCGUGGCGGCAGUCAGUAUUACAGAAGCAAAUAGAUUACGGCGCUAAGUUAGGGCAUGUUGUACUUUCAUUGGCAAAAAUGGAAUUGGAAAAUUUUUUUAAAAAUGUUGUGCCGGUAGCUGACUAUUUCGAUCAAAGCGAUAUGCUAAUAGCGGUUAAUGGCGAAAGAGCUCCCGCGGAGGUGUACAAGGAUUUUCGGACAGCUGUGUUAGAUAUUUUAAGUUCCUUGGAGAAUCAGGAAGCUAUUCUUAAUGGAGUAACAGGUAUGGGCAGAGGCAUAAAUGAUAUACCAGGCAGUAUAGUUAGCGUAGAUACCAUACCUAGUCAAGCCCAGAAUAUUACAGAAACGUAUAAUCGGGCAACUGAAGAACAGCAGCCUGAAAAUAAUAACGAAGGCAAUGUGACCAACACGGUAAUUUCACAUAUUGCCUUCAAUGCAGCCAAUGCCAUGAGUGCAACCACCGGAAAGAACGUUAUAACGAAACAACCCACCCUGACGAAUGCAGGCGCUCGCAUCAAUAAUUUGAAUAUAAGUGGCAUCCCCCCAGUUAUAUGGGUUAUAGGAGGGCCUGGCAGUAAUAAGGCAUCUUUGUGUGUAAAAGCAAUAUCUUUAAAUUCUGGUUGGGUUCAUUUCAGUGUUGGUCGGCUUUUACGUAGCAUAACUGAUUCCGCCCCACGCGCCAAUACAGAAAGUUAUGCAGUUAAAGAGGCGUUGGCGGGUGGAGAAAUGGCGCCGGAAAAAGUAAUACACACUAUAUUGGAAACAAAUUUGCGACUUUUUUCCGACAAAGCGGGCAUUAUUAUUGACGGUUUUCCAAGAAAUCUUCACCAAGUCAAAUAUUUUGAGGACAAGUACAAACAACGUCCGCCUAUGGUACUGUUAGAUUGUUCGAAAUUGCAAUUGGGACGCGGUCGCAUUGAUGAUACAGUUUCAUCAUUCCGCAGGCGAUUAGAAUUGUUCCGCGAGCAAACUUUGCCAAUGUUAAAAAUAAUGGAUAAUAGCAGUCGCUUACAAAUUAUUGAUGGCGAUACCGAUAGUCCUUCGGUGCAGAGAGAAUUUGAAAAAUUCAUACGAAUUCAUAUACAAAAGCUUAGUAAUGCACCGGCAACAAAUAUAACGAAUUCAGCAGACGCCAACAUUCAAACGGAAGCCGUAGUACAUGACUUGGAAGAAAAUAUGCCAGGAGUUGUGCCAACUAUAAGUCAUCAUGUCAGCCUCAUGAACGGUCAUAUAAAGAAUCAACACUCUAUUGCUCCGUCCGCUGGCCAAAAAAUUGGUAUUCAAAUGAAUGGUGUUAUUGCGAGCGAUCAAAAAAGAGACAAUUUUCGCAAUACGUUUGGGGAGGCUGAACGCUACCCUCCAAUCUUUUCUUACAUGUAGAAAGGAAAAGAAAAGCCCUCUUGACUUCGUGUAUAAGCUCGUUAAAGACUUGUAACGCGAAAAAAGGUAGAGCAAUAAUAGAUAAUGACGAUUAGCUUGAAUAAUGGAAUCGAUUUGGUCACGUCUCUCUAUCGCCUUUCUCCAAUGUUUCUCUGUCGACAUCACGGAUUUGAUGUCAAGGAUAUGUCUGAAAGAUUUUGUUAUAAUAUACUUUCUUAUCAUUUCUACAAGUCCAAAACAUAUAACGGUUUCAUCCAUGAAUGGCGAAUACCAAAGAUGUUUUCCUUUUCCUUGUGACUUCAUAAUUUUAUUUACAAAUGUUGAAGCUAAAUGUUUAUAAUAAAUAAAUUUGUCCAAAAAUCCGCCUGUGAACCAUAUAGAAAUAAAUCGAAAUAUAAUUGUUGUAUAUCCGAUUUAGUUCGAGAGAACUUCUCUCUUUCCUCUUGGAAUAAAGAAUAAAUAAUAAAAGAAACAUCAGUUGUGUGAUGAUUAAAUAUUAUAAAUGAUACCAUAAAAAGAAAAAUCAAUAAAUAAUAAAAUGUAAUCCAAUAAGCAAGAGCUAAAGAAGAAAGAUCACAUCCGACUUGUAUUCAGUCUUUGUGAAAGCAUUUUUUGUAGAAGAUUUACUUUGACCACAUUCUAGUUAGUAUUCAGUACACCUGCUCUUUAAACGAUUUUGCAAAAUUUUCUGAUUUCUUCAGAGCAUUUACAAGUAAUUUAGUUUAGAGCUUCCGGGAGAUAUUGUUAUCACAAUGACAUUCACAAUAUGAAUCACUGGUUAAUACUAUUUUUCAGUAAGAAUGAUAAAAAUGUUGUAAACAAAGUUAAAACACUAGAAGAAUUUAGGAAAACUAACUUUUUUUCUUUUUUAAAUAUAUUUGACUUAGUUUCCAACGCAAUAUCAUUCAAACGACCAAUAUCUGAAGAAAUUUUAAAGAAAGUUUGUUCGGUAUUUGUAUUUAAUUCGCGAAUACCAAUUUUUCGACUUUGGACUUCAGUAACAAGCAACGGCUCCAAAAAAUCACCCAAAAAUAUUAAAUU
Glossina fuscipes is the source of this 8482-nucleotide messenger RNA. RefSeq names its product adenylate kinase isoenzyme 5. The record is from RefSeq and is a predicted model, not a curated record. Gene Ontology annotation, biological process: CDP biosynthetic process; UDP biosynthetic process. Gene Ontology annotation, cellular component: nucleus; cytoplasm. The transcript has 10 exons. The coding region runs from base 5276 to 7441 and encodes 721 amino acids. NCBI's taxonomy places the organism in Eukaryota, Metazoa, Arthropoda, Insecta, Diptera, Glossinidae. Gene Ontology annotation, molecular function: AMP kinase activity; UMP kinase activity; ATP binding.